Molecule: messenger RNA, 1598 nt
Organism: Striga asiatica
Lineage: Eukaryota; Viridiplantae; Streptophyta; Magnoliopsida; Lamiales; Orobanchaceae
Source: the annotation of a GenBank genome assembly
AGGUGAAAUAUAAAAUCCUGAAGAGAAGCCAAUUAUUUUGCCACACGUGGCUUCUAGAUUCCAUUCAGUGGUUCCUCCUCCAACCACCCUUGCUGAUAUCAAGGGUGUAUAGGAUACACGCAUUUCGGCAUUCUCGGUUUGUUUCUUUUAAAACUCUUCAAACCCCCCACAUAGUCCGCAUUGCCUUUUUCUUUCUCUUUAUUUUUUCCUUUUUCUCUAUUUAAUUUCCCCAAAAAAAAAAUAAACUCUUAGCCAUGGAGGGCGGCAGUGGCGGCUGCGCCAGAGAUAGCCGCCGGGAGUUGCUCGGCCGAGGCGCGGGGGAUAUCGAGGACGGGGAGUCGUCUUGGAGGCUCAACAUUAACGAGUUCCGAUUGCCGGAGCGCGAUGCCGAUCAUCGUCAUCAGGCUUUCAGCGUCCGGCGGCUCCUGCGAAACAAAAGAAAACAGCGAAAAGUUUCCGAGUACUACAAAAAGCAAGAGAGGCUUCUGGAAGGAUUUAAUGAGAUGGAGGCCAUUCAUGAAUCUGGUUGUUUGCCAGAUGCACUGACAGAGGACGAACUGAAACAGCUUGCCAAGAGUGAAAGGAUGGCCGUUCAUAUUUCGAAUGUAUGCAAUCUUUUCCUUUUUAUUGCAAAAGUAUAUGCGUCAGUUGCGAGCAGAUCUUUGGCUGUCAUUGCAUCAACUAUGGAUUCUUUCCUGGACUUAUUAUCUGGUCUGAUCCUGUGGUUUACUUCCAAUGCAAUGAGAAACCCAAACCAUUAUCAUUACCCAAUUGGAAAGAAAAGGAUGCAACCCGUGGGGAUUAUUGUUUUCGCAUCUGUCAUGGCCACUCUGGGACUGCAAAUUAUAUUGGAGUCAGUUCGCCAACUUCUUGCAAAGUCUGGCCCUGAGAUGGACCAUAAUCAGGAAAUGUGGAUGAUUGGAAUCAUGGUGUCUGUAACUGUGAUCAAGUUUCUCCUCAUGCUUUACUGCCGCAGAUUUAAGAAUGAAAUAGUGAGAGCUUAUGCUCAAGACCAUUUCUUUGACGUCAUCACCAACUCGGUCGGACUUGCCACUGCUGUUUUAGCCGUUCGGUUCUUCUGGUGGAUUGAUCCUACUGGCGCCAUACUUAUAGCCAUAUACACAAUCAACACUUGGGCUAAGACAGUGGUCGAGAACGUAUGGUCCCUGAUUGGUCGAACGGCUCCACCAGACUUCCUCGCAAAACUGACAUACCUAAUAUGGAACCAUCAUAAAGAGAUACAGCACAUUGACACUGUUCGGGCCUACACUUUUGGGUCUCAUUACUUUGUGGAGGUGGACAUUGUUUUGCCACAGGACAUGCUGUUGAGCCAGGCCCAUAAUAUUGGCGAGACACUACAAGAGAAGCUAGAGCAGCUUCCUGAGGUUGAGAGGGCUUUUGUCCACAUAGACUUUGAGUUCACUCACAGACCGGAGCACAAGAGCAGUGUAUGAUUCAUGCGGAGUCUGUGUUGUUCGGGCUGUAUAAGUCCAUUGCUCUAUGACUUUUACUAUUGACAUCAACUUUAGUUCAUUAUAUGCAUUAGUAGUGCAAUUUUUUUUUUCUUUUUUCAAUUUUAAUUUCAAUUUUUUUUUCCU